AUGCGCGGGGCAGGGGCGCAUUAUCUCGACCAAUUUCUGGUCUUGUUCCAACUUUUCGACGGCUUUGGGGUUUGGCUUUGGGUGGAGGAGGGUUUUGGUUUGCGUUACAUGGAAGAGAGUCUGCACAUUCGCCGGAGGGACGCCUCCGACUCUGGGGGGACGCCCCCAGAGAGAGUGUCUAUCGGUGGCAGACAUCAUAGUGCGCGGGGCAGGGGCGCAUUAUCUUGA
Molecule: messenger RNA, 228 nt
Organism: Plenodomus lingam JN3
Lineage: Eukaryota; Fungi; Ascomycota; Dothideomycetes; Pleosporales; Leptosphaeriaceae
Source: RefSeq, a predicted model, not a curated record